Messenger RNA from Radiomyces spectabilis, 3184 nucleotides. RefSeq lists its product as uncharacterized. Lineage: Eukaryota; Fungi; Mucoromycota; Mucoromycetes; Mucorales; Radiomycetaceae. The record is from RefSeq and is a predicted model, not a curated record. Gene Ontology annotation, molecular function: protein binding; RNA polymerase I core promoter sequence-specific DNA binding. Gene Ontology annotation, cellular component: fibrillar center. The coding region runs from base 146 to 2911 and encodes 921 amino acids. The transcript is spliced from 14 exons. Gene Ontology annotation, biological process: transcription by RNA polymerase I.
CCUGUUCAACCUUGACGAUCAGUGCGAUCUCGAUAUACAACCUGUUCUUCUCACUUUGAGGAGCGGUUUAUAGAUCUCGUAUCGUAUUUUUGUUCAUUAUCAGUGACAUCUCCGUCUUAUUCAAAGUCAAGAUUCGUCGCUGGCAAUGCCCAAAGAACGCUUUGAGCACGAUCGUAACGAUGAUCCCGUAGUCGACGAGGAAACAAGCCAGCUAUGGCCUCCAUUAUGCUUUCGACUUCAAAAUUCGCUUAUAUACCCGACGAACGGUCCUCGUGUCAAAGGCGCCAACCUUGACAUUGCUUUACUCGACCACCUUGACAAUCAGGACGUAAAACCAGGUAUUCUGGCGCCUGUGGCAGGUGAACGUACCGUUCUCCCGCAUACCUUGAAUUAUUGGGAUGAAAUUCUGAAUGUUUAUGAGGACGUCAUCGAGAAGAUGUCGAAUUUACCCAACGUAUGGAAAGAGAUGGCGGUUGUUCCUCGUGAUGUAUUUAAAGAGAUAGUAGCUCAGGACGUGGAGCAAAGUUGGACUACAUUCAAGUAUAACCCCUUGCGAGACAGCCUGAUCGCUUACUAUACCUUUAACAAUGACUAUAUCAUGGCAUUUCCUGCCAAGGAUUCCUCUAUCUUGUAUAUCGCAUGGGCCAUUCCGGGUAGAUUCGCUUUCAAAGUGAAUGACACCAACUUUGAAACGUCGUCCGCUCCGUGGGAAACGCUUAGAUCAAGCACUUUCCUCCAGUUUUCAACACCGAUUCUACAAGUCACUCGAUCUUAUCAUACACAAUAUUCAUCAUCCGCGGAUAUACGCAAUCCUACCUUUUUGUUCGGCGUUCGCACAGCGAUCAGCGCCUCAUUGGUGGAGGUUCAAUGGAUGCGCGAAAGUAGCACAAAAGGGGAUACAGAGGGGCAAUUGGUGGCUACCAUACUUUACGACUAUGUCCCAAUGCGUGAACGAAGCGGACCGCGUCGGUGCGCUCCGUCGCAUAUGACGCUUAGUCCGUUUGACAGUGACGAGUUUGCUGUGAUGGGUGAUAGUGGUCACGUUGUGGUUUUAAAUGUGAAAGCGUCACGGAAAAGAUUUCAGGCAGAAUGUGCACUGUCCAUUUCUGAGGAACCAUCCUACAGCCAUCGCUGGCGAUCCUGCCUAUUUGGUUUUCAUCGGCAAUCCUUAAUAGCAGCUUCGAGUACCAAGGUGGAAAUGAUCGAUUGUCGAACACGACAAUCGACGCUUUUAUUUCAAUGUGAACGAGACGAUAGAAUCUACGGACUUGAUCAGGCAUCCGCUCUUUCGCAGUUCAAGUUCACAGUGGUCACAAGCACUACGAUAUUCCUUUUGGAUAUUCGGCGUCCCCAAAGACCGGUUCUCUCCUGGUCGCAUCAAAUGAUUGAUUGUCCACCAACCAACGUCGAGUUUUGUGACGCUUUGCCGGACGAUGAAGGAUCCAAGGCCGGUUCCCGCCAAUGCCUGUUGUAUGCCUGGAGUUCGCGCAAUGAUCGCGUUCUUGUGAUUGAGCUAUAUUAUUCUGAGCAGACCCAUUCGUUGGAACGGUCAAUCCAGUGUAGCACUCUCAAAUUCCUUUCUCUCGAGUCUCGUCCGUAUGGUCAAAGCCAUGUGCGAAAACUAGGCCCUUUUAUGGAUGCAGACAGUGUCAAUACAUAUAUCCGCACGGACGGGAUCAAGAUUAUUGGCGUUCCUAUGCAUGCCGACUCGGACAAUGGCACCAACGGUUACUGUUAUUUCCUUUUGCGCUUUCUCGGUGACGGAUCCUUUUCCAUUCUUCCUUUUACCAUAGCACAGCAGCGUCAGAGCUUUUCGGUGACUCAAUGGCCGUCUUACCAAGUUGAGGAUGACCAUUUUAACCGCGACGUCAUUGACACGGCACGUACCGAGGACUAUGCUAUCCGCUGUGGCACAACGGAGCUCAAAUCGUGGGGCGACUUGGUCAAAUACAUACGCGAUCGCUAUGUCACCUCUCCCAUCUUGUCCAACCCCGAAUCAGUGUCGGAAUUGGCGGCGGAGCAAUUCAAACAGAUGGCCGAGAACAGUGCCAAGCAUCGGAUGCCAGUGUCACUGAAAACUAUAAUUGAUGACGUACAAUCGCAUUCCAAUCUACCAACCAAGGCUGUAUUGGAAGCGGACCAUUUUUUGGAAAGCGAACAAUCGAUGCAGCGUCUAACCACUGGAGGCGAAAACAGUGUGCGAAGUGUGUACGCGCAUGUGGAGAUAAGGAACGAUGCAAUGCUGCCUGCUGCUCCUGUGAUCGGUGCCUUGCAGGACACCCCAUUUGAUGAUCCUAACUUGAAGGAAGCAAGGAUCGAAACAAGUACUAUCAUUUGUGAUGCUUUGAGUCGUGACAUACAAGCGAAUCGGGUCACGUAUCUCCCGCUGCCAGAUCAUGACGGUCAGACCAAGUUGAGCUAUCUGUUACCGGCCAACAAGGGAUUCACCUUGACACCUGCCGCGCGAAUUCUCGCUCAAGAAUGGGACCUGGAGUUGCCGCUGAGUGCGCCGUUAAUUUUUAAUGACGAGCGAGUGUUGCCAGAAAAGACCCCGCCGCUGUUUCCAUUUCGUCGAUCGAAACAGAGAAAAACAGCCUUUUCCAAAUCAGUGGUGGUAUCUGCGGCGGAUGCUCAAGGGUCUGUGGACCUCGUUUUGCCGCCCUCUAUCUCCGUGACAAGCAAAGCAAUUGAAAAGUCGGUCCGUAAACGCCGACUUUCAGCGACAGAGGAUUCAUCCUUUGUGACAUCCCGAGUCGGUCAAACUAGUUCAUCUGUUGAUCAGGAAGAGCCGUCGAUGGAUUUCAUGUCUUUUGGCGACAUUUCUACGCAACCGGUUCCUGGCGCUUUCGCUAGCCGGCAACCCGUGGCCAAGAAAGUUAAAAAGAAGAAGAAGACCAAAGGUUUCAAGUAGAUUUGUUUUCUUCAAAUUUCAUUGCAUUUGUACAUAACGCACCCGCUCCUUACAUAUCUUACUGCAUACAUUUAUUAUCACUUUGGGAAUAACAGAUGUGUUAAAAUCAGUUAAAAUUUUUUCGACUGCGUACUUUGUUAUAACUUGGGAUAGCAUCGAGACUUAACUUCUUUAAACAAGAAUUACAUUCACAAAAUUACAAGCUGAAGGGCGGGAAUCGGUCAGGAACCAAAAAAUUGGGACUGUAAUGACAUUACUGUUUAUUUCAAAAAG